UGUGUCGCUGCUCGGGAGCCGGAAGUGGCUCUGAGUGUGGCUCAUACAGGGGGCUCCUGUACAUGUACAUGCCUGGCAAGCAGCGGGUCCGCUGGGGAAUACAGUACGUGCAGUGAUGGAGAGAGGGCUGUGUGUGACAUAAAGGAGACACAGGCAGAGAUCAUGUCAGUUUGUGACUGUGACACCCUGAUAACCAGGCGCCAUGACAGAGGCUGCGCAAGGUGCCCCUGCUCGGUUGUUUUCUGACAGUUAUAUCACAGAAAAUCCUCAGCAGUCUUUAGAGGAGCUGACAAAGGCAUUGGAAGAUAAAUCUGAUGAUGCAGAAUAUUACCGCCAAAGGGCUUAUGCUCACAUUCUUCUCCAAAACUAUAACGAUGCUGUUUUGGAUGCGAAGAUGUCCCUGGAGCUCCAGCCUAACAAUGCAAGCGCUUUCCUCAGGAAGGGAGAGGCUGAAUUCCACUUAAAAAACUAUUCCUCCGCUGAAGACACAUUUAAACAAGGACAAACAUUAAAUUCAUCUGAUGUAUUUUCUAUGUGGAUUCAGCAGUGUGAAGAAAAGUUAAACAGUUCCUCAAGUUGUGAAUUGUCCACAAACCAGCAGAAAACGUCAAAAUACAGGUAUGACUGGUACCAAACAGAAUCUCAAGUCAUCAUCACAGUAAUGAUCAAGAAUGUUCAGAAGGAAGAUGUCCACAUACAGUUUGCCGAGAGACAGUUAACUGUAAAUAUAAAGCUUCCAUCAGGAGAAAACUACGAUUUAUUUCUGUUCUUAUUUCACUAUAUCGUGCCAGCUCAGAGUACGUUUAAAGUACUUUCAACUAAGAUUGAGAUCAAAAUGAAGAAGACUGAAGUAAUCCGGUGGGAUAAACUAGAGGGCCAGGCAGACGAACAGUUAAAACAUUUCACACCAGAGUCCAUGCACAAAUAUCCGUCAUCCUCUCAUUAUACCAAGAACUGGGAUAAACUUGUUGUUCAGAUCAAAGAGGAGGAGAAAAAUGAGAAAUUGGAGGGAGAUGCAGCACUAAACAGUCUAUUCCAGCAGAUUUACUCAGAUGGCAGUGAUGAAGUGAAACGUGCCAUGAACAAGUCAUUUAUGGAAUCUGGGGGUACAGUCCUCAGUACAAACUGGUCAGAUGUGGGCAAAAAGAAAGUGGAUGUUAAUCCUCCAGAUGACAUGGAAUGGAAAAAAUUCUAAAUUUUCAUCCAAAGCAAUACAAUGACAUAGUAAUCUGGUGUCCAACAACUGGUUCAGUUUUUCAUCUUCUUACAUCUACAUGUUUUGAAUAUGCUUUUCACCCAGUCACAUCAAGAAUGCUUUGUGUUCACUGCUUCUUGCAGCGGAUUGUGUAUAUUUUAUCCAUUAUUCCUGUGCUAUGGGAAGGAGCCAGCCUGGGAGUAUGCACCUCGCUUCCUAAUGCGUGUUCGGUUAUUUUAUUAGUACUCAGGCUGGUGGUAAUCACUUCUGAAAGUCUGCUAUACAUCUGAGUGACCUACUGUUUGUCCUUUUAUCAACUGCAAAAUAUAAAUAUAAUUUUUGAAAUAAA
This is a messenger RNA of Pseudophryne corroboree (corroboree frog), 1544 nucleotides long. It is a transcript of the gene SUGT1, whose product is annotated as SGT1 homolog, MIS12 kinetochore complex assembly cochaperone. The record is from RefSeq and is a predicted model, not a curated record. Lineage: Eukaryota; Metazoa; Chordata; Amphibia; Anura; Myobatrachidae. The coding region runs from base 203 to 1195 and encodes 330 amino acids. Gene Ontology annotation, molecular function: protein-folding chaperone binding. The transcript is spliced from 14 exons.